Molecule: messenger RNA, 411 nt
Organism: Lymnaea stagnalis (great pond snail)
Lineage: Eukaryota; Metazoa; Mollusca; Gastropoda; Lymnaeidae
Source: the annotation of a GenBank genome assembly
AUUCCGCAAGGCCAGCCAACAGUUUAAGGACUUCCAGGCGAGCUUAAGGAGUUCAACGACAACAGCAGUGCCAGGUAGGAUAACGAUGCAAUCAAAUAAAACAACUAUAACGUCAUCAUCAUCAAUAUCGUCAACGUCAACAACAACAACAACAACACCAAAUUCAGCAACACCAUUUUCCCCCAGCGAAGCAGCCGGCAUUUCAAAGGUGACCAUAAUUCUAACAUGCAGCAUUCUCGGAGCUCUCAUCGUCAUCAUAACCACGUGCACUGUUGUCAUCAUAAGACGAAAGAAAGCGAGUAAACGCUCCCUGGUCGAUCCUAAGAAACGGCAUCCCUUGGUGUAUAAUUCGGGGCAAGACGACCUUUCGGGCGCAUACAGCCGGUCGAGUGACGGGCACGACAACCCUGG